UGAAAAUAAAUAAAUAAGAAAGAAAAGUAGAGAGCGGAAGUGUGAGAAAUCAACGGCCGUGCCGGUGAUAUAGGGGGUGGGUGGGGUUUUAUAUUAGAGAGUACAAAAUCCACGCGAGAAUCCUGAGCCUCAGUAUUUUGUAUUGGCGAAACCACUCCAGCCACGCUCAUUCGGAGAAAAGCAGGAGGCCGCCAUGUGUGGAAUACUUGCUGUGCUUGGUUGCUUGGACAACUCUCAUGCCAAGCGCUCGCGUAUCAUCGAAUUAUCUCGGAGGUUACGGCAUAGAGGUCCUGAUUGGAGUGGCUUGCACUGUCAUGAGGAUUGUUACCUUGCUCAUCAACGAUUAGCUAUUGUAGAUCCCACUUCAGGAGAUCAACCACUUUACAAUGAAGACAAGACAAUUAUCGUCACUGUUAAUGGUGAGAUAUAUAACCAUAAGCAAUUGAGAGAAAAGCUGAAGUCGCAUCAGUUCCGAACUGGCAGUGACUGUGAAGUGAUUGCCCAUCUCUAUGAAGAACAUGGGGAAGAUUUUGUCGACAUGUUGGAUGGCAUGUUCUCCUUUGUACUUCUUGACACUCGCAACAAAAGUUUUAUUGCAGCUCGGGAUGCUAUUGGCAUUACCCCACUUUACAUAGGCUGGGGUCUUGAUGGAUCAACUUGGUUUGCCUCAGAAAUGAAAGCCUUGAGUGAUGACUGCGAGAGAUUUAUGUCUUUUCUUCCUGGGCAUAUAUAUUCUAGUAAGCAAGGAGCUCUGCGAAGGUGGUACAACCCACCAUGGUAUUUGGAGCAGAUACCCUCAAAUCCUUAUGAUCCAAUAGUUUUGCGCAAGGCUUUUGAGAAGGCUGUGGUGAAGAGACUUAUGACAGAUGUACCAUUUGGUGUACUUUUGUCUGGAGGGUUGGACUCAUCACUUGUUGCUGCUGUUGCUAACCGCCAUUUGGCUAAUACAGAAGCUGCUGUUCAGUGGGGAUCUCAGUUGCACACUUUUUGCAUUGGUUUGAAGGGUUCUCCAGAUCUAAAAGCUGCCAGAGAGGUAGCAGAUUAUCUUGGAACUCGCCAUCAUGAGUUUAACUUCACUGUUCAGGAAGGUUUAGAUGCGCUUGAGGAAGUCAUUUAUCAUAUUGAAACAUAUGACGUGACGACUAUCAGAGCUAGCACUCCAAUGUUUCUUAUGUCUCGAAAAAUUAAAUCUUUGGGAGUGAAAAUGGUUCUUUCUGGUGAAGGUUCAGAUGAAAUUUUCGGAGGCUACUUAUAUUUCCAUAAGGCACCUAACAAGGAGGAGUUCCACCAAGAAACAUGUCGGAAGAUUAAAGCUCUUCAUCUGUAUGACUGUUUGAGGGCCAACAAAUCAACUUCGGCUUGGGGGCUUGAGGCGCGUGUACCCUUUUUAGAUAAAGAAUUCAUAAAUAUUGCCAUGGGCAUAGAUCCAGAAUGGAAAAUGAUCAGGCCUGAUCUUGGAAGAAUUGAGAAGUGGAUCUUACGUAAUGCGUUUGACGAUGAUCAGGAACCGUAUUUGCCAAAGCACAUAUUGUACAGGCAGAAGGAACAAUUCAGUGAUGGUGUUGGGUACAGUUGGAUUGACGGCUUGAAGGAUUAUGCAGAUGGUCAUGUUACAGAUACAAUGCUUAUGCAAGCCAGAUUUGUUUACCCUGAAAAUACUCCUACCACCAAAGAAGCAUACUACUACAGAACUAUAUUUGAGAAAUUCUUUCCUAAGAAUGCUGCAAGAUCAACAGUUCCUGGAGGUCCAAGUGUGGCAUGUAGUACUGCUAAAGCUGUUGAAUGGGAUGCAGCAUGGUCGAAAAAUCUCGACCCAUCCGGUCGUGCUGCAGUUGGAGUUCAUGCAGCUGCAUACAAAGAAUCAGUGGAUGAUGCUAAAAAUGGAGAUCUGCAUGAUGCAGCUCCAAACAAAUUACAAGAAGGGUUUGUUGAACAAGCUGCAACAGUUGUUUGAUUGGGAGCAAUACCACGGUUUCACAAAAACUUUUGUUGUCUUGUUUAGUUUGAAAGUAGGUUUGCUUUUUUAGUUUUGUUUUGGGUAUGUUGUUGGGUAGUUAAUUUUAUGCAACAGUUCAAUGUUCAAAUCAUUCCUUUACAGUCUUUGUAGAUUGCUAAUGGAUAUUUAAAGUUAUUAUAGUGUUAAAUAUAUAUAUAUAUAUAUAUAUUUUGCUAAAAUAUUAUGGUAUUAAA
Molecule: messenger RNA, 2190 nt
Organism: Ziziphus jujuba (common jujube)
Lineage: Eukaryota; Viridiplantae; Streptophyta; Magnoliopsida; Rosales; Rhamnaceae
Product: asparagine synthetase [glutamine-hydrolyzing] 2
Exons: 14
Coding region: 194-1954 (586 amino acids)
Cellular component (GO): cytosol
Molecular function (GO): asparagine synthase (glutamine-hydrolyzing) activity
Source: RefSeq, a predicted model, not a curated record